UGGUGCGUCCCCAAUAGUGAGUUAUUAACAAAGUAAGCGACAUACGAAAUGGUACAAUGUUCACUGGACAAUGCAUGAUAAGGUAAAGUUAAGAAAAGUUGAACAACACAGGUACUAACCGUACUCUCCAUAUGUAAAACCAAACAUGAAAAUUCCAAAAGAAGACGUUGAUCAUGGAUAUGCCUGGGCGGUUCUAGCGGCCUGCUUUGCUAUUGAGGUUCUCUAUGGUGUUUUGAUCUGCUCUGUUGGGGUGAUAACACCGGCGAUUCUGGAAGAAGUUGAUGGUGAUUUGGUCAAAGUGUCCUGGGUAGGAUCAACUGUGAUGGGAACAUUCACGAUGUGUGGACCAUUGGUAGGAAUUAUUCAGGAAAGAAUCGGACACAGAUGGACGGGAAUUGUGGGUGGCAUACUAAUGCUCGUUGGUCUGACAGCUGCAUCCUUCUGUAGAACUGUCACAGGUUUGAUCCUCACGUUUGGAGUCAUUACCGGUCUUGGUUGUGGCCUGGCAGCUAAUGUUAGUGGCGUGGCUCCCGGCAAGUACUUUCACAAAAGGCUUCCAGUGGCAUACGGUAUUAUCAUGUCUGGUGGUGCAUUAGGAUUACUUGCAGUUGGGCCAUUAACAAUUCAACUUUUAGACCACUACACUUUAUCCGGAACGUUGCUUAUGUUGGGUGCGAUUGGAUUCCAUGUCUGCUUAGCUGGAGCUCUAAUUAGACCAUCGUCUACACUGAUGCCAGAGAUGCCAGUUUCAAAAGAACUUGACCGCCAAGAAUACAUAGAGGGGGGUAUCGAUUCACAAGGAGACGAUGCACAGCAUAAUCCUGUAGAUUAUGGUGAUUUACCUGGAGAAACGGAGACCGACUUUAUUGCACAACGAGACGUUAACAAUUGUUCCCUAGCCACUUUGCCUGGAGUUGUUAAAGAAAGCGGUUUAAGGGAAGAAAAUGCAACGUUUGCACCUUUGCUUGACCACCGAUCACAUUCGUCAAAUAAAAAACCGAAGUGUGGGAUGAUAUCCGAAAGUGUCAGUUUCAUCGGCACAAAUGGAUUUUUCUUCUACCUCCUCAGUAUCCUUUUCUGGGCUCUCGCUGAAGCGAUAUGCAUGGUUCAUUUACCAAAUUAUGCCGAAUAUAAAGGUAGCACACCUGCACAGUCUGCAAGUCUGUUCACUGGAAUGGGUGUUACUGCUCUUUUUGCCGGAAUGCUGACUGGCUUUGCCUCCUCUGACCAAGAUAUUGGAAACAUUAUACUUCAUGUUGGACUACAAGGAAUGUCAGGGGUGUAUGUUAUGUUACUCCCCACGUUAUCACAAACGUACAUCCUCCAAAUGGUUUUCAGUGCCCUGUAUGGUACGUACAGUCAGGGACCCUAUACGUUGGUUAGUCCCAUAUGCAUUGAACUGAUAGGUCGAUCCAAACUGGCCGUUGGCUAUGGCAUAUGUUCAUUUUUCUUUUGACUCAGCUUCAUGGUUGGACCACCCAUUGCAAGUAAGUAAACCUUGAAUUUCUAUUUACCAG
Messenger RNA from Haliotis rufescens (red abalone), 1517 nucleotides. Its product is annotated as monocarboxylate transporter 12-B-like. Gene Ontology annotation, biological process: transmembrane transport; monocarboxylic acid transport. NCBI's taxonomy places the organism in Eukaryota, Metazoa, Mollusca, Gastropoda, Lepetellida, Haliotidae. The record is from RefSeq and is a predicted model, not a curated record. Gene Ontology annotation, molecular function: monocarboxylic acid transmembrane transporter activity. The transcript has 3 exons. The coding region runs from base 146 to 1456 and encodes 436 amino acids.